AGAAGAAGAAGGAGGAGGGGAGGAAACGGGAGGGAGAAAACACAGGCUGAAGGGAGAGAAGGGGUAGACUUUUAGAGAGACAGGAGAGUAAACCACACAGUGUUCAGUUACCGGAGCUCCGAUAUGUCUGGUUUUAGACGAGCGAGGUGGCUUUAAGUUUUAGGACCUGCCGCCGACCUCGGGGGAGGAAGGGCCCGGCAGGCCAGUGGGGACGGGAGCCAUAGCAUGGGACACACUGCUAGCAGUGAGACAGUGGCCCAGCAACAAGCUACACACAACACCGACGAUGAGGUCGACCUGCAACAAGGCAAUAAAGGAAGCGAAGAAGGAAGCUCUAGUGGGGGAUCGCCACAAACCAAACGCAAAGGAAAGUUCUCCAAGAUGGGACGGAUCUUCAAACCCUGGAAAUGGAGAAAGAAGAAGCCGAGUGACAAGUUUACUGAAACAUCAAUAGUCUUGGAAAGAAGGAUUUCUGUCCGAAAAAGCCGCCAAGAGCUGAUUGCCAGAGGGGUUUUAAAGGAUAUUCCAGAAAGUGAAAACAAUGAUGUCAACCACUCCAAAGGUCCACCAGUCAAAAAUGGACACCCUGUGGACGUGGACAGGAUGUCUCGAGGGGAAUCCGACGCCAAGUUGAAUUCCCUCCGGGUUCCUCAAGCCGAGGAACGUCGAGGCAGAGCGCCGUCCGACGCAUCCCGGAGUAACAGAGCACCUCUGGACGUGGACUCUCACGCUCGACUUCCUGUGGAGCCAGACAGGAGAAGCCGACUCCCAUCCGAUGUUGAUAAGAGAGGAGGAUCGUUACCCCGAGGACCUCCACAGGACGAUAGGUACCGUAGAGAAGAGAGGAGGGAUGGGAAAGACGACCGGGAAGACAGGGGGAGGAAGAACCGCGAAGACGUAGAAAGAAGGGAUUGGCGAGAUGAAAAGGAAAGAGAUGGUGGAGUCGACCGGAGGGAUAGGCGAGAUGACAGACGAGAUGACCGGACAGAAAGAGACAAUAGGGAAAGGAAAGAUCGCGAGGAGAAGGAAAGAAAGGAUAGGGAUGAGCGGGAACGCCGGGAUCGGGACGAGAAAGAACGCAGAGAUCGUGACGAGAGGGAAAGGAAAGACAAGGACGAAAGAGAAAGGAAAGACCGGGAUGAAAGAGAACGGAAAGACCGGGACGAGCAGGAUAAGGAUAGGGAUCGGCGGGCUGAGAGGGAAAAGAGAGAACAUAGAGACGACAGAAAAGACGACAAGGAGAGGAAAGAUGAUAGGGAUAGGACGGAGAACCGAGAGAGGCGGGAGGAUCGGGACAAAAGGGACGACUGGGCCAAGAGGAACGAUAGAGAGCGAAGGGACGAGCGGGAUAAGAGGGAAAAGCCGGAGCCUCAGCGCUCGGUGGACGACCCUCGGCCCAUCGCCAAGCCCUCCUCUGAGAUGGACUUGCGGCCUCCUCUGCAAAAAAUUUCCUCGGAGGAAAACAAGAAGAUCCGGUCCUCCUCGGAGGCCGAUAAGAGGUUCACUCUGCCCAGAUACUCACCGGCUGCAGAGUUCAGGGAACGCUCAGAGUCCGCUGGUGUCCGCUUCGUCUCAGAACCUCGUCCAGAACCUCGUCCAGUAGCAGACCCUCACCCAGACUCUCACCCGGACCCUCUCCCGACCCGACAGGCUCUUCUUCCCCCGAAGUUCCUCACAGACUCGGGCAGGAGUCCAACACCUUCCUCCUCUUCAUCAUCCUCCUCCUCCACCUCUUCCAUUUCCUCUGCUGCUGUAGCUGUGGCCAAGCCCCCGAGGACGGUCUCCCUGUUGAUUGAAGAUCCUCCGAGACUUCCUGACUCCGAGACUCCGCCCCCCGUCCCCCCCCACGCCAAACAGCCGCCCGUCCCUCCACCCAAACCCACCAACCGCAACAGCACCCUGCUCGCCUCGUCCCUGAGCACAGUCUGCCAGGCUGAGCCCUCCUGCAGAUCCUGGAGCAGCCUCUACCUCUCGCUGCCCGUCUACCUGAGACACAGAGGGGCUCACACCUGCUCAGCCGAGCACUCGCAGCCUGGCAGUGCUUUCAUCACAGUGCCAGCCCCCGCUAAGCGCUCGCCCCCGACGCCGCCAAAGAGGAUGACCCCCGUCACAAAGCGCCAUUCUGUGGACCCCUCGGCCCCCGAUAAGGACCCCUCUCCCCCCGUCGCUGACCCAGCCUCUGCACCGCCGCCCCCUGCUGUCCAUAGAGGAGAACACACAGAGGAGGUCUCAAACACUCCCCUCAGUCCCUCUGAAAUGCUGCCUUUCCCGCCCGCCCACAUCCCUCCAUCCCCCCCCAGGGUUCAUUCCCUUCAGCACCCCCCCUCCACCGUUCCCACGGUGCAGACUGACCCCCCCAGCCCCACCACGAAGCCCCCCAGCCAGCCUCCAGCCAUCCCCCUGCACAUCCUGAUCCAGAGAGCGCUGAACAGCCCCGGCCUGUCCCAGCCCCACCCUGAGGGGUCCCAGAGAGCCCACUCCCUGCUGUUUGAGUCUCCCCCAGACUUCCUCUCGGAGGCAGGGCCCACCAGGAACUCCCUGCCCAUCACCAUCGAGCCCCUCAGGCUGCAAGACGACGAUGACUUCGACCUGGAGGAGGAGAUGAGGAAGCUGCACCCCACCCGGCCCCCCCGCCAGCCGGAGCUGGAGCCUCGCAGCCGGAGGGGCUUGGUGGACCUGAGGGUCAGCGUGAUCCCGGAGGGGGGGGGGCCCGACAGCGAGGAGGAGAGCGACUCCGACGGCCCCAUCCUGUACCGAGAAGACGACGACGAAGAAGACGACGACGAUGAGGAAGGGCCCCCAAGUGGUCUGGCGAGUCGUGUGAAGAGGAAGGACACGUUGGCGCUGAGGCUGGAGCGGCAGGAGCGAGAGGAGAGAGAGGAGAACCAGGAGAACCAGGACAUAAGCUGGCAGAACCGAGAACAGUGGAUGGCCGUCAGGAACAAGAUCGGAUCCGCACUCACACGGCGGCUGAGUCAGAGGCCGUCAGCCGACGAGCUGGAGCAGAGGAACAUCCUUCAAGCCAAGAACGAAGACGACCGGCGAUUAGAGCGAUGUGAGAUCAAACGGAGGCUCACCAGAAAGCUCUCUCAGAGACCCACGGUGGCCGAGCUCGAGGCGAGGAAGAUCCUCCGUUUCCAUCAGAACGUGGAGAGCACGCACGCACACGAGUACGACCGGAGAGCCGAUAAACCGUGGACCAAGCUCACUCCUGCCGACAAAGCUGCCAUCCGUAAAGAGCUCAACGAAUUCAAGAGCUCCGAGAUGGAGGUUCACGAAGAAAGCAGGAUCUACACCCGGUUUCAUCGGCCUUAGCUGCUAAUGCUAGCCAGUAAAGCACUUAGACGGAGGAGUAAAAAGCCUGUGGUCCGUUAAUAACUGACUGCAUGCUAACCUGCUAACAGCUGGAGACACUACUGUCGCUGAUCUGAAGCUAAAGAAGCCUCAGAUCGGUUCCCCUCCUCAGACGUUCUCCGUGGAGUUCAGGACUCGAGGAGUUAGUUUGUAGGUGCGUCCAUGAUGGAGGUACCUGGUGCCAACACUGAAUGAAAGAUUGGGAACACACCCCACACACACACCUCCCGAAACACACCCCAGAAAGACUGACUGCUGGAGGGUGAUCACCUCCGGGGAAACGCCUCCCCACGCCUUCACCUGCCUUCUUCUACUUCCUUCUGAGGGAAGACUAUGCACAUAGAGAUCUUUGUAGCUCCUAUUAAAGGAAUCAUUCACCCACAAAAUGAUUAUGAAUUACUCACCUUUAAGUUGUUGAAGAAAUCACAUGCUUUACGGUGAACGAAGACAACAAGACAAUGAGAAAUGUACGGUUUCCCAACACUAAAAUUAUACCGAAACAUCCAAACUCUCAUUCAUAUUUUUUGCAGUAUAAACCAAGUCUCGUUUAUUUUGUAGUAUUGAUGUUUUCGUACAUUUAAGCUGUUAUUAAACCACUUUCAUUUACUUCAAUGUAUCAAUAAUUAUCCUAGUUGUUUAACUCUUCGAUUCAAUAUCCCAUUAUCGAUAUUGGUGCUUCACUAUAAGAUUCUUGAUGAACAAGAAUACAUGAUGUUGAAAAAUGGAUAAAGGCGAACAAUCAAGAGCUCGAACAGUGAUACAUUUAUUUUACAGCCAAUUUAAAACCAAUACAUUUACAACAUAUUAUAAAAUACAAAAUACAGAUACAACAUUGAUAUAUUCCCCAGCCUUAUGAAAAGUAACAGUUUUCUACAAGAAUUCAAGGUUUAGAGGGGAAUUAAUUGAUAUUAUUUUGUGGGCAAAUAAAUCCUUUAACACCCUUAAUGGUACCACUAAACGAAUGUGUUUGAAACUGGCUAUAAGUGCGUGUUCGGUACUACAAAUACCUGCCUUACUCCUCACAGGAUCUCAUGUAAUGUGAACGACAGCAGUGUGUUUCUUAUUUAAACUCUUUGAAUCCACAUGUGUGUGAGUAGACCCUCAGAGCGCUGAUUCCUAAUUAAUAUGUGUGCAUUUUGUACUGUAUUUUUGUCAUUUAAAUGAUUCUCAUGGAGCACAUGUCACUAGGUUUUUUUUUUCUUUCUAAUAAGGCACUUUAUGUUCCUUAAAUUGGGUGUAUAGAAAAAAGAAAAGAAAGUCUAUAAAUCGAUGUUUAUAUAAUUGAAUUAUCCGAGCGGGAAAAUGUACAUAUUUUUAUUUUCCUGGCUGUUUUAUUGGUACUUUAUAUAUGCAAGUCCCCCUGUAGGCUGCAAUUGUAUAGAUCACCUCUGUAGAUGUGAUUAUAUUGUACAUCCUCAGUAAUGCUGACAUGUUUUAAUUGUAAAGUAUUUCUCUAAUGUUAUUUCCAAGUAGUAAUGGUACAACGUGGUUUUUUUUUUUUUAUACAGACGGAGAUCUUUAAAAUGUUUUUUUUUUCUUUGCAAAGCACACUGUAUAAAUGAACAAUCCACUCAGUCAUUAAAAUAGCCUGUGAUUUUCAUUUCAA
Messenger RNA from Gymnodraco acuticeps, 4960 nucleotides. It is a transcript of the gene phactr4a, whose product is annotated as phosphatase and actin regulator 4a. Gene Ontology annotation, biological process: neural crest cell migration; actin cytoskeleton organization. The record is from RefSeq and is a predicted model, not a curated record. Gene Ontology annotation, molecular function: actin binding. Lineage: Eukaryota; Metazoa; Chordata; Actinopteri; Perciformes; Bathydraconidae.